Messenger RNA from Candidula unifasciata, 381 nucleotides. NCBI's taxonomy places the organism in Eukaryota, Metazoa, Mollusca, Gastropoda, Stylommatophora, Geomitridae. The record is from the annotation of a GenBank genome assembly.
AUGUACAGUGUAAUAUACAGUGUAAUGUACAGUGUAAUGUACAGUGUAACGUACAAUGUAAUGUACAGUGUAAUGUACAGUGUAAUAUACAGUGUAAUAUACAGUGUAAUAUACAGUGUAAUGUACGGUGUAAUGUACAAUGUAAUAUACAGUGUAAUGUACAGUGUAAUAUACAGUGUAAUAUACAGUGUAAUAUACAGUGUAAUGUACAGUAUAAUAUACAGUGUAAUGUACAGUGUAAUAUACAGUGUAAUGUACAGUGUAAUAUACAGUGUAAUAUACAGUGUAAUAUACAGUGUAAUAUACAGUGUAAUGUACAGUGUAAUAUACAGUGUAAUGUACAGUGUAAUAUACAGUGUAAUGUACAGUGUAAUAUACAGU